UGACUGCGCUCGGAUGCGGAAUUCCAUUGGUAGUUUGCGAACGGUGGCGGUGGGGCCUCAGCCGCAACGUCCCUGCUUGAUGACGUCUCUCAAGUUCGCGGGAGAAAUUCGAAAGUGGAGUUCAUGUCAUCGAGCAGUGCUUUCCCUUUUCUAUGCUGCUUAAGGAUCAGGCCUCUGCGCAUACUGUUUCCGGGUUGGGAGCCACCCUUCACUGUUAUCCCUGACUAUCCUGGAGCCCUGUAGGUAGAUAGACCAGGCAACCAGGCUGACCUUGAAGUCACAGAGAUCCACUUGACUAUGCCUCCUGUGUACUGGAAUCAAAGAAGCUAUAAAUGUUGAAUAAAAACUGAUUAUUUUCUGGACCUGACUAUUUUAUAAUCUCAGAAGAAACAAUGGAAUGUCAAGAAUUUAUUGUCCUAUAUACUCAUCAAAAGAUGAAGAAGUCCAAAGUGUGGCAAGAUGGAGUUUUGAAGACCACUCAGUUAGGCAGCAAGGCAAUUUUAUAUGAUGACAAAGGAACAUGUUUGGAAAGCCUGUUUCUUAAGUGCCUUGAGGUGAAACCUGGAGAUGACUUGGAAACUGACCGGUAUUUAAUCACAGUUGAGGAGGCUAAGGCUGCUGGAAGCAGAGCUGUUGAACCGGAUGGCCCUAGAGAAGCCCUGGAGUCAGGCCCAAGGACCCUUGUAUCCUCCAGCCGGUCUCUUGGGUGUCAGCCAUCUGGCUUAAAAAGGAAGGCUACUGGUUUUCAAAGACCAUAUAAGAUGCCAAAGAAAGUGGCUGUUACUGAAAACAGUGGACCAGCUGCCUCGCUUGGCGAUGGGAACUCUGGCUUGCCUGGCCCAAGAUUUCUUCCCACGUUCUCCAACACACUUCCUUUGUUUUCCACUGUUGGUCAUAAAGAUGUGACGACUACGUCAGCAGACAACGAGAGUCCUGUCACGUUCAGGAACACAGAGAGAAGUGACAUGUCUCUAUCAUCUCUUUCUUCAUCCUUCACGAUUAACACAGACACACUAGGUAAAGAGGACAAACUUUGCUUUCCUGUAAGUUCUGAAACCAAAUAUUCAGACUCUUUAUUGGCCAGUGAACCCAUGAGAAGAAAUGGCUUGGACUCUUUCUGUCCUGGAGUUUCACAAACCAUCAGAAGCAAAGCCCAGAUAUUAGCUCUUCUGAAGUCCAGCUCAACUACCAGGAAGGAUCUGCCUGAUGAGAGUACAGGACACGUUCCUAAGAUACAACCACAUGGCUGUUUGAAGAUUACUUCUAAGCCAAAGGAAGACUGUGCUGAAACACAGAGCACAGGGAAUUUACACUGUGAGCAGCAGUCAGAAAAUCCUACAAGAAGUACAAGCCGGUGGGCCAGGUAUUUACCCUCCCAGAGGUCAUCUCCCUGUUCUGCUAGAGAUGAAAAUGAUACACAGGACAAACCGGAAGCCCAAGAAGAUGUGAACAUUUUUAACUUGUCUGAACUUUUGGUACAACAAAAGUCAGAGCUCUUUGAAACAUGUAUUGAAAAGGGAGAAUUAUACAGUGAGGACAAACCGAUAGAUGAUUGCCAGUCCUGGAGUCCGGAAGAAAGCUUAGCACCUUCAUUCUGUAAGAACAGCAGCGUAUGGGUUAGCUGCAGCAGUAAAGAAAGUGUCGACUUAUUGUCAGAAUCUGACACUCAGUACAGUAGCAAAGUGCCUUUUAAUCAAAAUGAGAAGGUGUGUAUACAAGGGUCACUUUCCACUCAAGGUAUUCAGGGGGCAGAUGCAGAUACAUUGGAACCGGAGUAUAGACCACUGUCACCACUGUCAGAAAUAGAACAUAAACAAAUUGAAGUUGAGUCUUCUCUAAGUACCAGCUCUAGAAUCUCUGAUGACAUUGUAGACAUGGUUUCUAAAAGCAGUGCUGAGAGAGAAAAUCUGGAUACUGUUCAGAAAGCUGCACAGCCAUUCUUGGAAGUUUCUUUUAAUCUGAGCAACUUUGAGGCCAGUGACACUGAUGAGAUGUCACAAGAAGACAGCAGACUUUCCCAGGAUUCAGAGAGGUGGGAGAAGGAGGUUGUGCUUAUAGAUGAUUCCUGUGUUCAGAAGAGCUCUGGGGAUAUAGGCUGCCGAGAAAUUGCAGGAAAGCACUUGCCACUCCUGUCGUCUGCCGAUGGCAAGCCUAAAGAGGCCCUCACUGCUACUGUGACUCUGUUGUCAGAAUUCUGUGAUAGAACCUGUGUAGGUUUUAAUUCAGGACCCCAUGAAGAUGCAAACACUGGCAAAGCACUAGAGGGGCAGUGCUACGGAGACACAGGGAGCAGUUUGGACUCGUCUCUGGGGUGGAGUGAGGAAGUGCCAGGGGACAGCAAAGAAGAUGCUAGUGAAUCUAUCCAAGGAAAUGCAAUUAAUUAUGGUAGUGUUUCACCCUCAAAUAAACUGGAAGGUAUAAAUACAAGCUUACAUAUUCCUUACCUUUUAAACACAAUUGCUAAUCCAACUCCUGAAAACAGCGACCUGAUCUCAGAAGGUACUCCUCCUUCUGUUUUGCAAAGUCACAUAGACAGAAAUGACGAGUGGGUCUUAUCACCAAUCUCUAGCAGUGACAUUAGUGGCCAGCUCUUGAGUACCACUCAGGAUCACUCUGAGCAUCAUGAACUAGAUGAAUUCAACACUCAAGUUUCUAGUUCUUUAUUUUACCCUGUGGGAAUAAAACAUCCUAUUUACAGAGACAGUGAAGAAGAUAUUUCUGAGUCCAAAGAAUUAGGAAGGAUUAGAAGUUUGUCGUGCAAUCAUUUUAAAGUGGAAACUACACAGAGAAAUGAGCAAUCCUGGGCUACUUAUAAAAAUUCUUCAGAACUUUUAGAAGUAAUAAAUAACAUAUCCUUUUUAAAGUCACGGCCUGAGCAUGGCACAGCUUUAGAAAACUUGGCAGUAGUGAAAGAAAAGCAUGUCUUUCCGCAUGAAGUUCAGCACAGUCGAGGCCCAGAUGUCAGUCCUAAAGCCAGGAGAUCACCUGCCACAGUAGUGUCACAUGCCCUGCUAGACUGUCCUCACGAGCAUCGGGCAUCUCAGCAGCCUGUUGAGUUUCAAGGACAUCAGGUGAAAGGAUCUGCUACUAGUGGUGUAAUGGUCAGAGGACACAGCUUACAGCUAGGAUGCAGUCAGUUUCCAGAUAGCAUUGAAUAUGACAGCUUCCUGACCGAUCCUUGUGUUUGGACACCAGAGUUGCCUAGCACUUGUGUGCAGUCAGACUUCUUGCAGGUGAUUUCUCCAGAAAAGAUCUCUGCAUUCAGCCCUGCACCUACUUUUUCUUUCAACACAAGAAGUGAAGACUCUGAGCUUGAAUUCUCUGAAGAGUCUCUGAAAACAAGAACUUUCCCUGGAUUGAAAAACAUUGGUUUUCAGGACAAUAAGAACUUCCAAAGGUUUCCAUUUUUAAGUGGAGCCUCAGUUCCCUUUGUCACUUUGCCACCAGAUGAUGGACCAGCAGUCUUAGAUUCUUGUUCAUUUAUGAUCGAUGAUGACACACGAGAGCCUUCUGGUUCUUCCAGGUUGAACCUGUGUGAAGAAUCAGGUCUUUCAUUUGACCUUGGACUUGAGGACCAGGAUGGGAUUCCACGAGAUGUCUUACUGCUUCCUAAGAGUUCUACUCAAAGCAAGUGGCUGAAAUAUCAAAACCCAUCCCACUGCAACUCAGCUGCUCUGAACAGAAUUGCCAGUGAAGUGACAGAGGAUCUCUCUGCUGAGGCUGUCUCUGGCUUGCAUUUUAGCCACACAAGUGAGAGUGAGAGUUCUGUAGACCCUGUGCACUUGCAGAUGAUAAAAGGCAUGCUCUAUCAACAGCAGCAGGAUUUUACCAGUCAAGAUUUGGUUUCCAGACAGAAAGCUCUCUCUCUGAAUUUAAAUCAGACCUCCAGGACUGGGGAACUUCGGACUGCGUUAGGAAGCUCUGCCAGCAGUAAUUGCAGAGUCAGGGAUGGACAGGAAAUAAAUAAUUCUGAUCUAUGCUUCCCAAAUGGGCAGAAAAUACUAUCGGCUUACCUUCCUCAAAGGCAAGUUCACAUACCAGCUGUUUUCCAGUCUCCUGCUCACUAUCGGCAGAUCUUUACGUCUUCCAUCAUCGAGCAUCUGAAUAUAUUGUUGUUUGGAUUGGCACAAAGGCUGUACAAAGCACUUUCCAAAGUUGACAUAUCCUUUUAUACAUCGUCAAAAGGAGAGAUGAUGAAAAGUGGAAAAAAUAAUUCACCAUCCUGCCACCAUAAUCAACCUGCCAAACUUGUCAUGGUUAAAAAAGAAGGACCAAAUAAGGGCCGUCUAUUUUACACAUGUGAUAAGCCAAAAGGUAAUCAAUGUAAAUUUUUCAAAUGGCUUGAGGAUGUGACUCCAGAACAGUUAUCACAGAAUGAGUCUCAGCCCAACAUGAUUUUUAAUGAUAUUAAGAGUAUUGGCUCGUAUUUAAGAAGUCAGAAGAUAGCAGUCUAUGAAGAAUGCCAGCUUUUGCUGAGGAAAGGAUUUGAUUUUCAGAAAAAACAGCAUGGUAAACUAAAAAAACUUGCAACUGUAAAUCCUGAAUUUUACAGUGAAACAAAAAGUAAACUUUAUCUUAAGCUGAGUCGGAAGGAGAGCUCUUCGGUUUAUAGUAAAGGUGAUCUCUGGGUUAUUUCAAAAACCCUAGACUUUGAACUAGAUACUUUCAUUGCAUGCAGUGCCUUCUUUGGGCCAUCUUCUGUCAACGAAGUAGAACUGCUGCCUUUGAAAGGCUACUUCCCUUCUAACUGGCCCACCAACAUAACGGUCCAUGCAUUAUUGGUUUGUAAUGUCAGCACAGAGCUGACAAUGCUGCAAAACAUUCAGGACUACUUUAACCCAGCGACUCUUCCACUAAUGCCAUACCUGUUAGCAAUGUCUCAGUCAGCUACAGUUAGCAGUAAAAAUGUCAGUAAAAGAAAAUUUAUCCCACCAGCCAUUACAAGCAUUAAAACAAAAUUUGAACUCCUCCACUUGGGAGCAACCUUGCAGUUGGCCAGAGAGUUGAUUAACGUGCACCGGUUGAACAACGACCAAGCUUCAGCACUAAUGCAGAUAGCUCAGAUGAUGGCAUCCCGAGGCAGCGAUGAAGAUGCACUGGAGCCCUUCAGCCAUUCCCUGCCUAUCACAGUCAUUCAUGGUGUUUUUGGAGCAGGCAAAAGCUACUUGCUGGCUGUGGUGAUUCUGUUCUUGGUAGAGCUGUUUGAAAAGUGUGAUUCUGAAGCAGUUGGCAGGGCAAGGCCAUGGAAACUCCUCAUUUCUUCUUCCACUAACGUAGCUGUUGACAGAGUGCUUCUUGGGCUUCUCAGUCUUGGAUUUGAAAAGUUCAUCCGAGUCGGGAGUGUUAGGAAGAUUGCCAAGCCAGUUUUACCUUACAGCUUACAUGCUAGCUCAGACAAUGAAAGCGAACAAUUAAAGGAACUCCACGCACUGAUGAGGGAAGAACUGACUCCAAUAGAAAGAGUUUAUGUCAGGAAAAGUAUUGAGCAGCAUAAACUGGGGACCAACAGAGUCCUGCUAAAGCAGGCUCGCGUUGUUGGCAUCACCUGUGCGGCCUGCCCAUUCCCGUGUAUGAAUGACCUUAAGUUCCCUGUGGUUGUGCUGGAUGAGUGCAGUCAAAUGACAGAGCCAGCCUCACUCCUUCCUAUCGCAAGGUUUGAGUGUGAAAAGCUAAUUCUUGUUGGAGACCCCAAACAGCUGCCCCCUACAAUUCAGGGUUCUGAUGCAGCUCAUGGAAAUGGACUGGAACAAACUCUUUUUGACCGACUUUGCUUAAUGGGUCACAAACCCAUUCAGUUGAGAACCCAAUACCGUUGUCACCCUGUGAUCAGUGCCAUAGCUAAUGAUCUGUUUUAUGAAGGAAACCUGGUGAACGGCAUUUCAGAGAGAGAGAGAAGUCCUGUACUGGAGUGGCUGCCCACGCUGUGUUUCUAUAACGUCACAGGAACAGAGCAGGUUGAAAGAGAGAACAGCUUUGUGAAUGUGGCAGAAGCUGCUUUUACCCUCAAGCUAAUCCGAUCACUGAUUGCAAGUGGACUAGAGGGCUCCAUGAUUGGGGUGAUAACAUUAUACAAAUCGCAGAUGUAUAAGAUUUGCAGUUUACUCAGUGCUGUGGACGUUGACCAUCCAGAUGUUAAAGCUGUGGAGGUGUCCACAGUGGACGCCUUUCAGGGUGCAGAAAAGGAAAUCAUUAUUCUGUCCUGCGUGAGGACAAGACAAGUAGGGUUCAUUGAUUCAGAAAAACGAAUGAACGUUGCAUUGACCAGAGGAAGGAGACAUUUGUUGAUUAUAGGAAGUUUGUCUUGUUUGAGGAAAAAUCAACUAUGGGGGCGCGUGAUCCAACACUGUAAAGGAAGGGAAGACGGACUGCAGCAUGCAAGCCAGUGUGAACCACAGCUGGACCGUCUUCUGAAAGAGUAUUUAGAAAAACAAGCAGAAGAAAAGCAGAAGAAAACAGAGAAAGAGAAAUUAAAGGAUAAAUCUCAUUAACAACAACAAAAAGGAACCUGGGCAAGGGCGUUUGAUGUAAAUUCAGAAUCUUUUUACACCUACAUUUUUAAUGUCUUUCUUUAUUCUAAAACCCCUGAUGCAGACAAGUUCCAUCACUUAAAAUAAUGUGCUGAAAAUUUGCUUUUUAAGGUGUGUAUAUAUUAGACAGGCAGGUGUCUUGUUUGUGAAAGGAACAGUUUUUACAUGAGGCAGGAAACCAUUCCUGAGAAUAUCCGUAUGCACAAAAACACACAACUGUCUCAAAGCCUGUGUGCUUAAAUACAGUGCCAGGCAGGCCCACGAGUGUAGUCUUCUGAGCUGGACACGGUGGGACACAUGCAUUCCCCACCAGUUACAUAAAACUAUUCACAGUAAGAACUUAAAUAAAAAGGUACAAAAGGAAAGGCAGAACACCGCAGUGUCCUUCACACUGGUGCUCCAUAAGUCAGGUUUUCUUCACCUCUUUUCCCCCGUACAGAACUUACCAGUACAUAUGUAUAAUAAAUGGGUAAAGCCUUUUUUUUUUUUUUUUUUUUUUUUGGUUCUUUUUUUCGGAGCUGGGGACCGAACCCAGGGCCUUGCGCUUCCUAGGUAAGCGCUCUACCACUGAGCUAAAUCCCCAGCCCCGGGUAAAGCCUUUUUUAUUUUAAAGUUAACAUGUUCUUAUAGAAAAAUGUACAAAAUACAGAAACUAUAUAAAAGAAACCAAAAUUACUUAGAAAUCCACUAUUGAGAUAAUUAUUAACAUAUUCACUCUUUUUUUGUGUGUUCUCUCUAUAAAUGUAAGUUUUGAGCCACUCGAGUCUACAUGAUUCUUAGGUAUUGUUAAUAAAGGAAUAUAUUUAUAUCCAGGUGGGAAAAUGUCAGUCUUAAUCAUAAUUUGGUAUGAUUUUUAGCAAGGAAAACAUGUAGGGACAACCCAAGUCAUUAAGUAUUUAUUCUGAGAAUAUUUUAGAUUUAUUUUAAGAGUAUGGAAAAUUGUUUCCUUAAAUUUCCUUGUAAUAAAAACUUCCCAGUCUCUGACUGUCAGGAUGGUGAGGUAAACACAGUUACUUUGCUACCAAGCCUGACAGCCUGAGCUCAGUCCUGGAUCCCCCACAUGGUCCACAGCAGGGAGAUUCUCGCAGGUUCUCCUCAGAGCACGUCCAUUCUGUGGCUCAUGGGCCACCCCUCACACACGCUAAGUUAGUAUCUAAAUGAUGAUUUAUUGAUGUUAUCUGUGGUUAUAAUGGUUAUUUAUUAUAUUAAAACAUAUGACAACUG
Rattus norvegicus (Norway rat) is the source of this 7751-nucleotide messenger RNA. The record is from RefSeq and is a predicted model, not a curated record. NCBI's taxonomy places the organism in Eukaryota, Metazoa, Chordata, Mammalia, Rodentia, Muridae.